Dictyostelium purpureum is the source of this 216-nucleotide messenger RNA. RefSeq lists its product as uncharacterized. The record is from RefSeq and is a predicted model, not a curated record. The coding region runs from base 1 to 216 and encodes 71 amino acids. Lineage: Eukaryota; Evosea; Eumycetozoa; Dictyosteliales; Dictyosteliaceae. The transcript has 2 exons.
AUGAUAGCAGAUCAUCCAUUAACCACCUCUUCCUCUGCCUCUAGUAACACCACCACCUCUAGCAACACCAUUUCUACCUCUCCAGCUGUACCAUUAUCUUCAUGUUGGUGUGUACCAUCUUCAUUCUCAUCUGCACCAUUACCUUCAUGUUCAGAUGUACCAUCACCUUCGUUAGGAUUAUUCUCUUCACCUUCACCAUUUUCAUUAUUCCUUUGA